AUGGCUCCAAUCAAGAAAAAGGCGCUCAUCAAUUGCGACAUGGGAGAAGCGUACGGGAACUGGGCUUGUGGGCCUGAUCUCGAGCUGCUUCCGUUGAUUGAUAUUGCCAACGUCGCCUGUGGCUUCCACGCUGGUGACCCUUUGAUCAUGAUGGAAACAGUGCGAAACUGCAAGGCCCACAAUAUUCUGAUCGGAGCUCAUCCCGGGUUACCAGAUAUUCAAGGAUUUGGGCGACGAGAGAUGAAGCUCUCCCCGGAAGAGCUCACAGCAAUCACUAUCUACCAAGUGGGCGCUCUUCAAGCCUUCUUGGACCGCGAGGGGGUGCGGCUCAACCAUGUCAAGCCCCAUGGGGUCCUCUAUGGAAUGAUGUGCAGGGAUUAUGAGGUAGCCAAGGCUGUCAUGCUGGGGAUUCCAAAGGGAGUGCCUGUCUUUGGAUUGGCUGGAACAAAUAUGGAAAAGGCCGCCAAUGAUCUGGGAAUCGAAUUCCAGGCUGAAUUCUAUGGCGAUGUGAAAUACGAUUCCAAGGGAAUGCUUGUGAUUGAUCGCAAGAAGAAGCCAUGGGACACUGCGGACGUCGAGAAGCAUGUCCGGCAGCAACUUGAGGAGCAAUCUGUGACGAGCGUUGAGGGGACAGUAGUGCCCCUACCGAUGAAGGACUACAGCGUCUCCAUCUGUUGCCACUCAGACUCCCCGGGAUGCGUGGAGAUCAUGAAGACAACACGGAAAGUGGCGGACGAAUUCAAUAAAAAGUAUGGAUUCUGA
Messenger RNA from Aspergillus calidoustus, 762 nucleotides. The record is from the annotation of a GenBank genome assembly. Lineage: Eukaryota; Fungi; Ascomycota; Eurotiomycetes; Eurotiales; Aspergillaceae.